AUGCAAACGGGAUUGCGUAAAGAAGGCACUGCCUCUCCCGAGCUGCAAAAAUUCCUUAAUGCCCUUAAGGCAGAAGGAAGAUUACUGAAACCAGAAGAGCCAGCUACUGCAUUUGUCCCUGGAGGCACCGUCCUCGGAGCUCAAAGUCAUGUUGAUACCUUUACCUACGCCAACACUGUCGGGCGAGAUCCUAUCUAUGGCGCUACAGGUUCAACCAACACCCGGCCAGCCGCUCUGGCACCAGGUGGCCGCUUCCCUGUGGUGCCUGCGCCCAACUAUGCCUCGAACCCCACCACAGACUUCAUUAAUGUGAAGGAUCCGUCCCAGAACGGAGGUCAUACAGUGCUUGGUGACAACACUAUCGACGAGUCGGCCGUUCUCAAUCAGGUCCUGCAGUAUGCAGCCGAUAACAACAAAAUCGCCUAUUUCCCAUUUGGCAAGUAUCGAGUUGACUCUACCCUCCUUGUCCCAGUAGGUUCUCGGAUUAUUGGGGAGGCCUGGUCCACAAUCACAGGCAAUGGAGCCUUCUUCAAAGAUUUGUCUAAUCCGAAGCCUAUUGUUGCGGUCGGGAACCCCGGUGACGUCGGCCUCGCUCAGAUCCAGGACAUGCGAUUCACCGUCUCAGAUGUCCUUCCAGGAGCCAUUAUUCUUCAGUUCAAUAUGCGAGGGACAUCUCCGGGUGACGUUGGUCUCUGGAGCUCGCUGAUCACCGUUGGCGGCACCCGUGGAGCGUCUGCCUUGACCAACACAUGUCAUGACCCCAGUAGCGAAUACCAGGCCGCUUUCCUCGGUAUGUACUUUGCACCAGACUCGUCUGCAUAUGUCGAGAAUGUGUGGAACUGGGUGGCAGACCACAUCACUGAAAGCUUCGCCGGAGGAUCCAAUAUCGCGGCGAAAGGUGGCGCCCUCGUUGCAUCCACAAGAGGCACAUGGCUCCAUGCACUGGGCAGUGAGCACUGGUGGCUAUAUCAGCUCAAUCUUCACCAAGCCAGCAACGUCCUCAUCACGUUACUACAGUCUGAGACAAACUAUGACCAGGGCGAUCAUGUCCAGCAAACUCCCCCAGCGCCAUGGGUGGCAGAUAUCACGAACUGGGGCGACCCAGACUUUUCCUGGUGCAGUGGUGGCGAUACCCGUUGCCGAAUGGGAUUUGCCAACUAUAUCCAGGGGGGAUCCGACAUCUACACAUAUGCUUCAGCUUCGUGGGCCUUCUUCAGUGGCCCGGGCUAUCAACCCUGCGCUGGCGCCUACCAAUGCCAAAACUACAUGCACUGGAUUUCCGAAACCCCCAAGAACCUACAAGCAUUUGGCCUUUGCUCCAAAGAUGCAUGGGCGACUCUGCAUCUUGCAGACGGAACGAAUAUUGUGUCGCAGGAUGGAUUUACUGGCUCAUGGCCAGGAGGUGGUGGUGAUGUUGGUCGAUACACACCCGGUAAUAUUUAA
Molecule: messenger RNA, 1443 nt
Organism: Fusarium musae
Lineage: Eukaryota; Fungi; Ascomycota; Sordariomycetes; Hypocreales; Nectriaceae
Exons: 4
Coding region: 1-1443 (480 amino acids)
Molecular function (GO): polygalacturonase activity
Source: RefSeq, a predicted model, not a curated record